Messenger RNA from Rodentolepis nana, 2838 nucleotides. NCBI's taxonomy places the organism in Eukaryota, Metazoa, Platyhelminthes, Cestoda, Cyclophyllidea, Hymenolepididae. The record is from the annotation of a GenBank genome assembly.
AUGGUUGAUCCUUCUUCUGACGGCCAGGAGAGACCGUUAGAAGUUUCGGUAACCGUAGCUGAUAAACAAGCUUUUGAAAACUACAUUAAAAAUAUUGUUAUCGCUCUUGAUGGCAUUCAAAAUGAUAAAGUGCUUGAUAAUGCGCUAGCUCACCCGAAUGCUCAAGAAUCAAUUAAUAAGUUCCUAAGCGAUGGCCAGUGCAGUGCACUUCUUGUGCAAAAAUCCUCAAAUAAGGAUGAGGACGAUGAAGGUGAUAACUCGGAUUCUGCUAUGUCAUACACAUUUUCUACUGAUGUUCGAUAUACCAAUCCGAAAAUGCAAAGUUUGGUGUUCAUCAAGCAAAACCCAGUUGUGGAAGCCGGAAAAUCACUUGGUUCUCAGUUGAGAAUGACUACGUUAUCUGACGGAUCGCCGUUUGAGACUCUUCAUUCUAUGAUUAGCAAUGUUGUUGGUCCCUAUUAUAAGUCCUACAUCAAGGCGUCUGGAAAAGCUGAACGUGACGGUGAUAAAGUCGCUCCUAGUGUUGAAAAGAACAUUGCAGAACUUGAAAUUGGUCUCCUCCACCUACAGCAAAACAUUGACAUUCCUGAAAUAACGCUUAAUAUUAAUUCCACAGUUCUUCAGGUGAUUAGAAAGUGUGCCGAUGAAGGAAGAAGGGCUAAAGUAUCUGACUUUGAUUCCCUAAUCCAGGAUUCGGUUUUCUUGAAUGCGCUUCAGUCUGGCGUUAAUAGAUGGAUUAGUGAUAUCCGGAAGGUGACGGAUUUGGACCGGGAUCCCUCAACUGGCACAGCUCUACAAGAGGUGACAUUCUGGUUGAAUUUAGAAAGAGCCCUGUCACGAAUUCAGGAAAAGCGUUCCUCACUAGAAGUCACCCUUACCCUUGAAAUCCUGCGCACGGCAAAGCGGUUCUUAGCCACUGUCAGCUUUGAUGCCGAUACGGGCCUGACUCGAGCUCUUGACAUGGUCAAUGAUUACAAUCCACUCAUGAAAGAUUUUCCCCUUAAUGAUCUGCUCUCGGCCACUGAUUUGGCCAAGAUCAAAACCGCCCUUCAAAACAUCUUUGCUCAUUUACGAAAGAUUCGAAACACCAAGUAUCCCCUCCCACGCUGUCUUAAGUUAAUUGAAGCCAUCUCUCGUGAUCUCACCUCCCAAUUACUAAAAGUUCUCGGUACGCGUCGACUCAUGCAUAUGCCUUUUGAAGAAUUUGAGCGCAUAAUGACUGCUUGUUUUGAUGUCUUUGGUGUUUGGGAUGAUGAAUAUGAGAAGAUUCAAAGUUUGCUAAGAGAAAUUGGCAAAAAAAAGCGAGAAGAACCUAUUCGGAUGGUUUGGAGAACCAAUCUAGCCCAUCGCCAGCUACAGGCGCGACUUGAUAAUCUCCGAAAGUUGUGGCAUCAACACGAACAACUCCGACUGGUCAUUGUUCGUGUUCGACCAACUACACGCACUUCAACAACUCAGUCUGAACCGAAAGCAAAGAUUGAAGAUGCCGAUUCGAAAACUCUAACUGAUGAACCAUUGUUAGAUGCUGCAGAUGCUAAUGCUAUAGAUGAAGUGAAUAAAGCUUUUGAUUUGGUGAGAGAAGUUGACUGCCUUGAUCUUUCGAAAGAAGGCACAGAUGUUUGGGACACUACAAUCAAACUUUAUGAGGAGCGCAUUGAUGGCGUAGAAACCCGAAUCGCGGCCAGAUUGAGAGAUCUCCUAGGAACCGCCAAGAGUGCCAAUGAGAUGUUCCGUUAUUUCUCUCGUUUCAACGCUCUCUUUGUUCGUCCGCACAUUCGGGGAGCUAUUCGAGAAUAUCAGACACAAUUGAUCAAUCGUGUGAGAGAGGACAUUGAAGCUUUGCACGAAAAAUUUAAGAACCAGUACCGUUUCUCUCGGGCCUAUCGCCUUUGCAAAUUAAGAGAUAUCCCUCCUGUUGCCGGGUCGAUUAUCUGGGCUAGACAAAUUGAAGAGAGACUCAAUACAUAUCUUCGGCGAGUUGAGGAUGUGUUGGGCAAAGGCUGGGAGCAUCACAGGGAAGGCCAAGAUCUCAAGUCAAAUGGAGAGGAUUUCAAAUUAAAACUCAACACUAACGCCAUCUUUGAAGACUGGUGCCGCAAAGUUCAACAGACUCAAUUCAAUGCCACACGUCACAUUUUCUGUGUUGAGCCUGUGCGAGUGAAAAUUCCCAACAAGGAUGGCUCGACACAGACUACCAUUAUGAUGAAACUCACUGUAACCUUCAUGCUCGAUGUAAUCACGCUCUCGAAGGAGGUGCGAUGUAUGAAGGCAAUGGGCUUUCGGGUUCCCCUCUCGAUUGUAAAUCGAGCACAUCAGACGAAUAUUCUUUACCCUUCGGCUACUUCCCUCAAUCAGAGUGUUCAAAUUUAUGAGGCAACUUGCGCCAAGAUUGAUGCUAAUAAUGCUCAAAAUCUGGCCAUUCUAUGCGCUGGGUUGCGUCGUGAUGCUCAGAGUUUGAUCUCUGAGGGUAUUCCUCUUAAUUGGGAUUCCUAUCGACUUUCUGGUUUUGUACAAAAGUUUGCCGAGGCAAUUAUUCAGUUCCAAGAGAAGGUUGAGGACCUGCUCCAAGUUACCCGUGAGAUUGAUAUCCAGCUGAAGGCUCUUGUCACUUGUCCCUACACGAAGGAAUCUUUUGAAGAAAUUGUCGGCAAAAUUCAGAAGCUAGUGGAUGAUUUGAACUUGCACAAGUACUCCAACUUGGCUGAAUGGGUAGCCAAAUUAGACGUGGAAGUCGAGAAUCGAUUAAUCACGCGUUUGGAGGCAGGAAUUCGCGAAUGGACACGGGUCCUGCACUCUGAUGAAAAUCAGGCUGUAAGUACACAUACAAGGAUUGCCUGA